UUCUUUGUGCACAUAUUCACUAUUUAUUGUUUACAGUUUGAUAAAAGCAAUUAUGGUUUGAACUGGAUUAUAACUUGUGACUAUUAGAUAGUAUGGAAGAUAUAUAUAGUUUUACUUUUAGUCUAAUGAAACAAACCGCACUGAAGAGUAUUUCAGUUAUGUUCCAUAUGUUGAUUACGAACGUAAAUUUAUCUCGUUUUUGUGGUAAAACCUGUAUGUGAAUUCAUUAAUCAUGAACUAAAUUUGAGAAUUGAAAAUGUAAACACAAACAUGUUUAUAUUUAUUGAAAUACCUAGAUGCCCCAAAUUCAAUAACGUGUAAAUACGUUAUUUGCUGAACACUGAUUAAUUUUUCGUGAUUUUGUGGUUAGAUAUAUUGUUCGAAAAACAACAUCUUUCAGUUAUCGUCAGUUUGAACACAGCUUUUGAAGAAGUUUGUUGAACGGAAAAUGGCGUCAGGAGAUUCAACUAAAUAUUUCCAAAAAGAUCAAGUGGAAUUCGAAGAGGACUUCUUCGGUUUAUUCACUGAUAAAACCACUGGGCAAAGCAGCUCCGUCAGGAGAUUCACUUGGAGAAAUUCAAAUAGUGUAACUGUCCAAGUCAUCACAUACGGAGCUACAAUCACUUCAAUCAAGAUUCCUGGUAAAACUGGCCACGUGGAUGAUAUUGUCAUGGGAUUCAAUGAUAUGGAAGGAUAUUUGAAUCGCCUGAACCCUUACUUCGGCGCCACUGUUGGACGCGUGGCAAACCGAGUCGGCUACGCCAGAAUAGAAAUCGAUGGUACAACUUACAACGUUACAGCAAACUUGGGAUUGCAUCAACUUCACGGAGGCUUGAGAGGUUUCGAUAAAGUAAACUGGGAUCAUUAUGUGAAUGGCACCAAGGUGGUCCUAAGCUACCUUUCCAGAGAUAAUGAAGAGGGAUACCCGGGGGACGUGCUGGUUAAUGUUUCGUUUGAACUAACGAACAUGAACGAGUUCUUGGUGGAUUUUACAGCCACUUCCACAAAACCCACUUUCGUCAAUUUAACCAAUCAUUCGUACUUUAAUUUGGCUGGACACAAUAAAGGAGCCGGAGAAUUGUAUAAGCAUGUUGUUUCCAUAAACGCAGAUUAUACAACGGAUGUCGAUGACAACUCAAUUCCUUCAGGAAAACUCCUCCCCGUCGCUGAAACAAUUUUUGAUCUGAGAAUUCCCAGAGUUCUAGGAGACGUCAUCCAUAAAAUUCCCGGCUACGACGGCUACGACCAUAACUUCUGCAUAAACAAAGGAUCCAAGCAAGAAAUCACUUUUAUAGCUAGAGCCGUUCAUCCUCCAACCGGGAGAGCAUUGGAGAUAUAUAGCAAUCAACCAGGUGUUCAGUUUUACUGUUCCAACAGUAUUCCGGAAGAUCCAAAGAACUUCAAGGGAGACAAAUCCAAGUUGGAAACAUUGGUUGGCAAAGACGGAAAUUACUACAAACAUGGUGCUUUCUGUUUCGAAACUCAGAAUUGGCCCGAUGCAAUUAAUCAUAAAAACUUUCCUCCAGCUGUGUUGUAUCCUGGACAAAAAUACCACCAUAGCGUAAUCUACAAGUUCUUUGUUGAUUAAGAUGAAAUUAAAUAAAGAUGGAAAAUUUA
Messenger RNA from Leptinotarsa decemlineata (Colorado potato beetle), 1617 nucleotides. Its product is annotated as galactose mutarotase. Gene Ontology annotation, biological process: glucose metabolic process; beta-D-galactose catabolic process via UDP-galactose, Leloir pathway. The record is from RefSeq and is a predicted model, not a curated record. Lineage: Eukaryota; Metazoa; Arthropoda; Insecta; Coleoptera; Chrysomelidae. Gene Ontology annotation, molecular function: aldose 1-epimerase activity; carbohydrate binding.